This is a messenger RNA of Penaeus vannamei (Pacific white shrimp), 1068 nucleotides long. Lineage: Eukaryota; Metazoa; Arthropoda; Malacostraca; Decapoda; Penaeidae. The record is from RefSeq and is a predicted model, not a curated record.
UCCACGCGGUCGGGUCGCCGCUGCUGGACGGGGUCGCUGGGGCAUCCUCUCGCCAGUGCACGUUGGGGAAGUGUAAGAGGAGGUUGUGUCGAAGCGUUCCUGCGGCGAGCCCGACUCGGUCGCUCGCUCCUUCGCGUGUCUUUUUCUCCGCCGAUUGUGCGGUGGCGCCUGUGUUCGUGAUUCGGGAAUUGUACGAAACUAUUUGAUGAAUUCUUCGCGGAAGUGCUUCGUGCCGUGGAAACUUCCGACGUGAUUCGGAAUGGAUGACAGAUUGAUAAGAAAAUGAUGUGAUAAAGUGAAAAAAAUAGUUUGAAUGAAUUUGAAUAAAUAUAGGUCAACAAAUUUCACAAUAGGGAAGAGAGAGGAAAAAUUAAAAGGACUUGCAUAACUUUUCGCAUUCGAGGAUUACGAAACUCGCGGUAACAGCCUCGCGGAACUGCUCUCUUCGAAGCCAAAAAAAGAAAAGAAAAGAAUAAAGGGUGGAAGGGCGGGGGAGGAGGAGGACGGACGAAUAAGCUCGCCCAUAAAACAGAUAUUCCUCUUCGACAACAGGAAAAAAAGGUAAAGAAAAGAAAACAUAAGAAAAGCCUUCGAUAAUUUUACGACAACCGGUGAUGGCUUCGUGCAGGACCCUCGUUUUGGCCGCUGUCACGGCUCUCUUGGCAGGCCGGAGCACCGCGACUGUCAGCGACAACGAGCGCCUUCCCAACGGCCUUGAAGACAGAAGAGGUCCCUUGACGGAGGUUUGGGGUGUGGUGGGGGGGAAGGUGCUCCUGCCGUGUGACAUGAACCCCCCCCUGCAGAACGACUCCACCCACCUCGUCCUCUUCUACCACGGGGCCCUCGGGACGCCCAUCUACAGCCUCGACUCCCGCGGCAAGAGCCUGGAGCACGCGAGCCACUGGGCGGAGCAGGACCUCGGCCACCGGGCGGUCAUGAGGGUGAACCGCAAGCAGCACGGGCUCCUCCUCGAAGACAUCCAGCUCAAGGACCAGGGCAUGUACCGGUGCCGCGUGGACUUCGUCGAGAGCCCCACCAGGAACGUGCGGGUGCGCCUUCGGGUCGUCG